AUGAUGAUGCCAUAUCCAUGGCUCCGUACAUCUGCUCAACUGACACGUGCUGUUUUUACCGCGGAUGUAGUUUACGACGUUCUAUCCUCCCUUGGCCUUCUGAACAAGCACGCCAAGUUGCUGUUCCUCGGUCUUGAUAAUGCUGGAAAGACGACAUUGUUGCACAUGUUGAAGGUAUCCUCUGAGGAGCUUGCCAUCGGCAAUGUCAGAUUCACCACCUUUGACCUGGGUGGUCACCAGCAGGGUAUGUACGCUUGGACCUUACCAUUUCAUACAGCUCGCCGUAUCUGGAGAGACUACUUCCCUGAAGUCAACGGUGUCGUCUUCCUCGUCGAUGCCAAGGACCACGAGCGAUUCGGCGAAGCCAAGGCUGAGCUGGACGCCCUUUUGGCUAUGGAGGAGCUGUCCAAGGUUCCCUUUGUUAUCCUGGGCAACAAGAUCGACCACCCCGAUGCUGUGUCAGAGGACCAACUGCGACACGAGCUCGGCAUGUACCAAACCACCGGUAAGGGCAAGGUUCCUCUGGAGGGCAUUCGACCUAUCGAGCUCUUCAUGUGUUCUGUUGUCAUGCGCCAAGGCUAUGGUGAAGGUAUAAGAUGGCUCUCGCAGUACGUGUAA
Molecule: messenger RNA, 618 nt
Organism: Pochonia chlamydosporia 170
Lineage: Eukaryota; Fungi; Ascomycota; Sordariomycetes; Hypocreales; Clavicipitaceae
Product: small monomeric gtpase protein
Exons: 3
Coding region: 1-618 (205 amino acids)
Biological process (GO): intracellular protein transport; endoplasmic reticulum to Golgi vesicle-mediated transport; vesicle organization
Cellular component (GO): COPII vesicle coat; endoplasmic reticulum exit site
Molecular function (GO): GTP binding; GTPase activity
Source: RefSeq, a predicted model, not a curated record